AGCCAGUGAUAAAAUUAUUUGAAAUGAUGUCGCUCAUUAAUAUCUUUAAAUGUUAAACUGUAUGAGUCACCAAUGACACACUUGCAGGGCGGGGAGAUAGCCUACAUAGAGGGAAAGCAUGCACUUAGACACGUAGACUAAUAACUCUGGACAUUGUUUCAAGCGACGUUCAAAGAUGCUUCUCGUGGUAUGCGCGCUGUCGGUGGUGGUCGUGGCACAGGAGACGCACUGUGGUGGCACGCCCGACCGAUUGUGUGAUGUGAAACCUGAGGCAGUCUACUACAAGGAGCCACCGAUCACAGAUUCAGAGGUGUCGUACAAGCAGUUGAAGACUAUGUUUCCCAGCAGCAGUAUUCAACUGUUUGACGUCCGCAAUCCAGAUGAGUUUGAGGCUGGACAUAUUCCUGGCUCCACCAAUGUCCCACUUGGGGAACUCCAGGAGGCUCUGAGACUGAGUUCAGACCAGUUCAAACAGAGGUUUGGAGUACGUGCCCCUCAUAAGGAGGAUAGCAGCAUUGUGGUCUACUGCCAGAGAGGUAGACGGAGUGCUACUGCACUUGACAUAAUGUGGGCUCUGGGAUUCAGCAGAGCUCGUCACUAUGCUGGAGGAUACAGUGACUGGGUCCAGCGUGAAGAGCAAGGAGGUGUGUAAAUUGCUGCAGGGCCAUUCUGUGUGUUUGAAUUCUGCUUAUUGGAACAAAAGAUAUUUAGAAGGCAUAGCCAUUAAAUCGUUACUUCAGAGUAGGGGAAAUGCUACACUGGAAAUGACAACACAAUGCUAGUCUUAUUUAAUAGUAAUUGAUUGAUUUUUGAAAUGGUUGUCCCAAACCAAAUAAAGGUCAGUUAUUGUCGGUUUUGACAAUCUUUUUGGAUGAUCUUAUCGUGUUGAAGGAUCUUACACCAACAUUUAGACAUCGACAUACACUUCUAACUUUUUGUUCUCUAUCCUCAUGAAAAAUGUUAUUAGAAUUUUUUUGUUCAAGUGGAAUAUUGAAAAUGUUCAUGUUAUUUCAGCUCUGUUUGAGUUUGUUCCUAAUUGCUGUACAUACGGCUGUUUGUGACAGUGACCCUGUUGAUAGUGACCCGGCCUUCUCUAGUCACUCGUAGGCUCAGUCACUGGUAUACUUUUAUUUACAAAGCCAUUUUGGGUUUACUACCUUUUUAUUUGGGCAUUUUUAUUG
Messenger RNA from Salvelinus namaycush (lake trout), 1181 nucleotides. RefSeq names its product thiosulfate:glutathione sulfurtransferase-like. Gene Ontology annotation, molecular function: thiosulfate-cyanide sulfurtransferase activity. Gene Ontology annotation, cellular component: mitochondrion. NCBI's taxonomy places the organism in Eukaryota, Metazoa, Chordata, Actinopteri, Salmoniformes, Salmonidae. The record is from RefSeq and is a predicted model, not a curated record. Bases 176 to 652 code for a protein of 158 amino acids. The transcript is spliced from 4 exons.